This is a messenger RNA of Drosophila biarmipes, 2302 nucleotides long. It is a transcript of the gene CNBP, whose product is annotated as CCHC-type zinc finger nucleic acid binding protein. The record is from RefSeq and is a predicted model, not a curated record. Gene Ontology annotation, cellular component: cytoplasm. The coding region runs from base 310 to 807 and encodes 165 amino acids. Gene Ontology annotation, biological process: positive regulation of cytoplasmic translation. The transcript has a single exon. Gene Ontology annotation, molecular function: translation regulator activity; zinc ion binding; single-stranded RNA binding. NCBI's taxonomy places the organism in Eukaryota, Metazoa, Arthropoda, Insecta, Diptera, Drosophilidae.
CAAUGUGCACCGCGUGGAGGAGCAGCGUUGCACUGAAGCGCCACCGAAGCAACCCUGUCGAGUAGUCGAUACCCUCCGCACAGGUACUCGCUCGCCCAGCGGCAGCCAUUUUAACUUCUGGCGUCGAAAAUACGGCGAGGAAAUCUGAGAAGCCGGAGAUCCUGUUGUCUGUGUGGUUUUUUCGCAUCCAGCGCAAGCAGUGUGUAGUGCUCGAGGGCCGUGGAACCAGUGAGUGUGCGAGGAAGUUGAGAAGCGAGCGUUCGAUCGAGAGGAUUCCCGAGUCGUAAUCUAACCAAGAGCGAAGCGAAGAUGUCGAUGUCUGCCACGUGCUACAAGUGCAACCGGCCGGGCCACUUUGCCCGGGACUGCAGUCUCGGCGGCGGCGUUGGACCAGGAGGCGUCGGUGGAGGCGGCGGCGGCGGUGGCGGCGGCAUGCGCGGCGGCGAUGGCGGCGGCAUGCGUCGCAACCGCGAGAAGUGCUACAAAUGCAACCAGUUCGGGCACUUCGCACGUGCCUGCCCCGAGGAGGCCGAGCGCUGCUACCGCUGCAACGGCAUCGGGCACAUCUCGAAGGACUGCACCCAGGCGGACAACCCGACCUGCUACCGGUGCAACAAGACCGGGCACUGGGUGCGCAACUGCCCCGAGGCCGUGAACGAGCGCGGACCGACCAAUGUGUCGUGCUACAAGUGCAACCGCACAGGCCACAUCUCCAAGAACUGCCCGGACACGUCCAAGACUUGCUACGGCUGCGGCAAGAGCGGACAUCUGCGGCGCGAGUGCGACGAGAAGGGCGGAAGGAACUAGGCGCCACCCACCACCAGUGGCACCUCGAACAGAAGAGAAAUGUAAUCAUCGAAGGAGGGAAUGAGUAAUAAUUCAACACACGAAGAACAACAAGAAGAAGAUGAGAAGAAAAAACAUGAAAAACGAAAAAUCAAUUUGCUACAACAUUCACAAAUGCCAGCCAACAACAACAACAGCAGCAGCAGCACCCAAUUCAAGAUCAACCCCUCCAAAACACAAAAGCCCCACACAACCACCCACCCACCCACACCUCACACACCCAUUAACUCACACGCAGACUACGACCAUCUAUAAUCCAGUAAAUCAUCGAGUAAACCAUCUCUGAUUCCAAAGCCGAGCCUGCAGCGCGGUGCCAACGUCCCGAGAACUGAGAGAAGAGAAGCAGUAGCAGAGGAAUCGGGCUUUCCACAAGGGAUAGGGAAAGCCAGCGGAAGAAUCAGUAGAGGUAGAAAGGCUCUACGAGAAGAAGAACCUGAAGACGAUAGCCAACGGCAGCUGUGCAGCCGAGAGAGCAGAUAACGCCGACGUAGAGAGGAUGAGGAAGAAGACACGACGACCCAAUUUGUAAGAUGAGACUAAACCGCAACAGCAACAACAAGAGAAAUCACCAAGCAAACCACUUUACUAUAAUUAUACCUAUAUGAUUAUGCUGCAAAAAGUGUUUGAAUUUACUAAUUACAUUAUAACGAAUGGAAUGAAACUAUAUAAGAUUAUAUAAAGAAACAACACGAAAAAAAACAUACCUUAAAGAAUACUAUAUAAAGAUAAUGAUCCUAUUAGGAGUUCCACAGCCAGAAACAACCGAAAGAAAAAGCGUAAAUAAAAAUGAUAAAAACCAAUGAAAAUGCGAAGAAUCAGGCGGCGAAGAGAAGACCAUACGUUACCACUCCACUCCACUCAACUCCACUCCAUCUAGCUGCUGCCGGCGAGCCUUGGGAUUUCUACAGGAUGCACGACUGCCUACCCAGUAACCAGUAUCCCACCCCGAGCCACCCAUCCAUACCGAACUACCACUACACACACCUAUACCAUCAUACACCCAUCAAGAGCCACAUGAUCCAAGACGCCCGGCAAGAUCUCUCGAGCGGGGUAGCAUAGCUGUGGAGCCAACGGGGGCAGCGAAACAAGAACAGAGAAGCAGACAAAGAACAAGAAGAGAACAUCAACAAUGGUGGACGUACGACGACGACUAUGAAAACGGAACGCAACGCUGGAGAGGAUGAGCUAAGCGGGUUGGGCGAGGAGCAGAAGACGACGCAGAAGCGGCAGGGCAACCCGGCAACCCAGCAGAAUAAGACUAGCAAGCAGCACUCAGAACACUCACCGGGGGAAGAAGAAGACAUGGCACACACACACCUUCAGUUCAGUUGGACGGACGGGACACAAAGAUGCGAAACCUACGUACGAUGAAGAAAAUGAAAAUUCAAAUAUCACUGUGAUUGUUUUUUAAUUGUAAAUUAAAAUGCUGGAGCUGCUGAUUUGAGACAAAAAAAUA